Cladophialophora psammophila CBS 110553 is the source of this 2028-nucleotide messenger RNA. RefSeq lists its product as uncharacterized. The transcript has 2 exons. The record is from RefSeq and is a predicted model, not a curated record. NCBI's taxonomy places the organism in Eukaryota, Fungi, Ascomycota, Eurotiomycetes, Chaetothyriales, Herpotrichiellaceae. The coding region runs from base 1 to 2028 and encodes 675 amino acids.
AUGAAUCGGCCGCCUUCGAGGUCGCGAGCUCCGAUGAGCAUGGAGGCCUUGCUUGAUGAAGAAAACAGAGAAGUUCUAGCUGCCCUCGAUCGAAAACGACCCUCCAGUCCCAUUCCCAGGUUCAAACCCCCGAGAACCGCCACUCCCCCGCCCGUCCGCAGCAUGCUCGACGUCGAUUCCCCCAUUCCUCGACAUGGCUCCAUAGCGGGCAUCGGUGUUGGAGUGACGAGUCCCAAUUCAUCCAGAAAGCCGGCCAAAGAACUCGAUCCUUCAGAUCCCAGCAGCUGGACCUCUCCUCAUUCCAGCAAACCGAGCUCUCCCGUCCUCACAAAGACCUCUCCAGUGAUCACGAGACAGCGAAACUCAUCAGAGACUGAACGCCCAGUAGGGUUGCCCAAGAUACAAACAGACGAGAAGCGCGGUUUUGAACAAAACUAUCAGUUCGAUAUCUCCUCAAUACCUUCAAGCUCGCCCGCGUCACGCUCUCCUCCAAAUACCAAGAGACCACGUGAAGGUUCUGGUUCCGCCAUGGCUGCGGCUCUGUCAGGGGAUCUCACUUCCUUACACGUAGGCGUCCCUGGAGGAGGCCAUGGAAGACAUAAUUCUACCGUGGCCGCGGGUGCUAGUUCGAGGUCUCCAUCCUCGCGCAUCCGGAAGCCUGAACCUUCAAGACCAGGAUUUCUCAGUCCCACCUGCCCAUCUGGCCCCUUGACGACGAUAUCCGGAACUGUGGUGGAUGAGCAGGCGCAUCUUCGAUUGUCGUCGAGCAGCUUCUCGACUACGACCGAUGACUCGGAAGAAGGACUUGAUCGUAUCAACAAAGACAGCGUUGCCGGCGAGGAGGAUGCUGUGGAUGACAGUGAUGAGGAUGUCAUGUCUCCAAGUAGUGAUGAGGACGAGACUAGGGGUCGGUCGGAGAGACGAAAAUUGUCAGCAAACCACGAACCAGCCGAUGCAAAAUCUCCCGACACAAAUGGCGCUUCGUCACCUGAGGAUCUCAAGAGGACCUCGCACUCUAAGCAAUUUGUCAGGUCGUUGCUUGAACCAUCCAUUUCCAUUACCAGUCCAACGGGGGAAAAUGUCACAGACAAGAAAGGAGGCUCAAGUACACCUAUCAGACGGUCAUCUGUAACGUCGGUUGAGGAUGACGAUGAGGAAAAUGCAGCUAUCAGAAAGGCCAAAACUUUGGCGUUGAACAUAUCACCACUUGACUCCGCAGUGGCUGACCGUCAUGUACGAAUCAUCUUGCGAGGCAACUGGGCCCAUUUCUACCAGGAAUCAGAAGCCGGCAAAAGGACGGCAAGACUCUACCUCCUUUGCAGCGAUCAAAGUGUCGAAGCAAGCUACGCUAUGGAAUGGGUCGUCGGCACCAUGAUGAGGGACGGUGACACUCUCCUGGCCAUCUACGCGAUGGAAGAUGAGAACGCCGGGAAGACCACCGAAGCCGAAAAAGACGUCUUGACAGCUGAAGGGAACAAGGCUGGAAAGGACGCUUCCGACGUCAUGCACACUCUCACCCGCCAGACAACACAGGGAGGUGGCACAAGUUUCGGGCUAGGAAAGGAAUCCCAAUACGUCCCAGCAACUGAAAUAGAGAGCCUGACUGGUAGUGUCGAUGCGAGAAAGGUCUCUAAGAAAGAAAUGGAGCGUCUCAAGGCCGUUGAGAGCCUGACCCAGGACUUUGUCAAGUUGGUUCGCAAGACACCACUGCAAGUGAGGUGUAUGGUCGAAGUCAUUCAUUGCAAGAGUCCGAAACAUUUGAUUCUUGGAGCGAUUGACGAACUCGAACCAACCCUCUGCGUCGUGGGCACACGUGGCCGCAGUUCUCUCAAAGGCGUCCUCCUCGGCUCUUUCUCCAACUAUCUUGUCACCAAAUCAUCGGUGCCUGUCAUGGUUGCACGAAAGAGGAUGAAGAAACCGCAUUCAAAUAUCCGCAUCAGCAGUUCUAAAAUACGUUUGUCCAACAACUUGACCGCCAGCCAUUUGCCCACCAAACGACGAACCUUGACACAGGCGAGAAUUGAUUAG